AUGGUCCUCUCAUUUGCUCAAGCAGAGCUCAUCGGCUUGAUCCUCCACUCGUGCCUCUUCGGGCUCUAUUUGUUCCUGUUCUUCUCAAGUCUUCCGUUCAACAUCGAUGUAGAAUUCAGUGUCAGGCUCAAAGCUUUCAACAAUGUUCUGUUAACAUCGAACAUCCUUUUGUUUAUGCUCAUCUCAGCGCAUUGGGUUGUGCAAAUUGUACGGAGUCAAAGGGCGUUCAUUGGCACAAUCGGAUCUGCAGGGGAUGCAGCUUCCGCGUACUAUGCUUUCCCCGCAGAUUCUAUGAACUUACUCAAGGAGUCGCUGUAUUUGGCACAGACAUUCAUCGGGGACUGUACAAUGAUUUAUCGACUUUGGAUUGUGUACAAUAAGAGGACGUAUGUGGUCGUGCUUCCUGCACUCCUUAUGGCAGUAUAUGCCACAAGCGCCAUAGCUGUCGUGAUUGCUCUGGGAAAGACAACACCUGGCGAGAAUAUAUUCAUAUCUACGGCUGGUGUAUGGGCAAUUCUUGUCUUUUCAACAACUGUCGCUACGAACCUUCUGACUACAUCCCUCAUCACGGUCCGUAUCUGGAGAAUCAAGCGCAAGGUCAGAGGGGUGGCCCUUCAAACGGUUGGACUGGCGUCAAUACUUCACAUCAUAAUUGAGAGUGCCGCGCUUUAUACGGUUACCGCAUUGCUCACCUUGAUUGGUUACUCCACCGAGCAGCUUUGGCAGUUUAUUACAAUCGACGUGAUCAGUCCAAUUAUUGGAAUAUCGUUCACGCUGAUAUCUGUACGCGUGAGUCGUGGUACAACUAGCCAAAAUGGGUACAGCACCCACGACACUCCGAGCUCGAAUGUUGUUCGUAUACGCGGUGUUGAAAGUCGUCGGGAAGCUAUCGGCCUGGAUACCAUAUCCGUUAAUGUUACUCAGCAUGUCUCGAAACACACUGAUCUCGAAGACGGUCUGCAUGAAAGCGGCGCUGGUGAAGAAUCGCUAUCAGAGUCAGAUCAAAAACGACAUUUCUGA
Messenger RNA from Lentinula edodes (shiitake mushroom), 1020 nucleotides. RefSeq lists its product as uncharacterized. The transcript is spliced from 12 exons. Lineage: Eukaryota; Fungi; Basidiomycota; Agaricomycetes; Agaricales; Omphalotaceae. The record is from RefSeq and is a predicted model, not a curated record. Bases 1 to 1020 code for a protein of 339 amino acids.